AUGUUCAGAUUCCACCAUGAAAUAGAUGGAAAAUACAACCCACCAGUGCAAACCCUGCAAAAUAUAUCUCGAUUCAAUGUUGCUGUCGGCCCAUGGGGCCUUGGGCGUGGCUCCCUAUACGUUAUUACUGCUCAGACAUUAUCCAAUUCAUCCACAUUCCCUCUUGCAUACAUAACAAACCACCAAGCCCGAGAUCCAAGUAUCAUUAUACACAACGAUGAAUACUACCUUUUCCAAACCGGUGGCGGAAUUCAGUAUUUCAGAGCCUCCAAUCUCGGUGGGCCAUGGAGACCUGCCGGUCAAGUUUUGGAUCGAAGACCAAGUGUGAUUGACAAAGGAGACCGGUUUGAACCCUGGGCCCCGACUGUGAUUCAGUAUAACGGCACAUUCUAUUGUUUCUAUUGCGUAUCCACGAUCGAUACACGCAAUAGCUCUAUUGGCGUUGCGACUUCAGACUCCCUCAAAAUAGGAUCUUGGACUGAUCACGGGGCUCUGAUCAACACCGUCUCCGGCCAGUAUGCGGGUGUUUAUCCGUAUAACAUCUCUAACGCUCUUGAUCCCAGUGUCAUUGUUGAUCCAGUCGUUGGCAACCAGGUGUAUUUGGCGUUUGGUAGCUACUGGUCAGAUAUAUGGCAGGUCCGCUUGUCGGAUGAUUUGCUGUCCGUGGAAUAUGCACAGGAACCUGAUGCCUCGCAUUUAUCUUUGAAUACCAACUUUACUGCGGAAGAGGGAUCGUGGAUUAGCUACAAAGCCCCUUAUUACUAUCUGUGGUAUAGUAGGGGCUACUGUUGUGAGCUGGAACUCGAUGAUCUUCCUACUCCAGGGACCGAAUAUUCAAUCCAAAUGGGCCGGUCCUUAGACAUCUCCGGUCCAUAUGUAGACAAGGAUAAUGUAUCGCUGCUGGACGGCGGCGGAACUACCGUUUAUGGGUCUAAUAAUCAUGGUCAAGUCUAUGCUCCUGGAAGCUGUGGCGUGCUCAGUAUUGAUUCUGACCAGGAUGUUUUGUUUUACCAUUACAUGAAUAUGAGCAUAGGCGUUUCGGAUGAAGACGCAUUAGUCGGAUAUAACUAUCUCGCCUACGAAGACGGAUGGCCAGUCGUGGUGUCCAGAUUUGAUAUCCACGUUCAGCACGGCGAUGCAUUUAGAAACAAUUACGAUAACGAUUCGGUGACCUUCUCGCCGCAAGGUCGUAUUUUCCAGGUGGAAUAUGCUCAAGAAGCUGUCAAGCAAGGUUCCGUUGUGGUCGGAUUAGUUAGCAAGACACAUGCUGUUCUCGUGGGAUUGAAGCGAAACGCAGAAGAACUAUCCUCCUUCCAGAAGAAAGUGAUCGAAAUCGACACACACAUGGGCAUCGCCAUCGCGGGUCUCUCGUCCGAUGCCCGCGUCCUCUCCAACUUCAUGAAACAGCAAUCCCUCGGUUCACGGAUGACAUACGGCCGCGCAAUCCCGCUAGACCGAAUUGUGAGCCAAAUCGGGGACCGCGCACAAACCAACACACAACAUUACGGCAAGCGGCCCUACGGUGUCGGCCUUCUUGUUGCAGGCGUCGACGACGCAGGUCCGCAUCUGUUCGAGUUCCAGCCCUCGGGCCUUACGCAGGAGAUGGUGGCAUGUGCGAUUGGCGCCCGGUCACAGAUGGCUCGUACCUAUCUGGAGAGGAACUUGGCCGAGUUUGCGGAUUCUUCUCGCGAGGAGCUGAUUAAUCAUGGACUCAAGGCGUUGAGGGAGACUCUUUCCCAGGAUAAGGAGCUUACGGUUGAUAACACUGCGGUUGGAGUUGUGGGUUUGGUGCCCAAGGACACGACGUCAGCAUCUUCUUCGGCUGUGAAGAAUACUAAACUUGAGAAAUUUAAGCUUUAUGAUGGACAGGAUAUUGCCGCUUUGCUGGAGGCGUUGGACGGUGGAGCUACAGAGGGUGGUGAAAUGGAGGUCGAUACGCAGUGA
Molecule: messenger RNA, 1944 nt
Organism: Talaromyces atroroseus
Lineage: Eukaryota; Fungi; Ascomycota; Eurotiomycetes; Eurotiales; Trichocomaceae
Exons: 9
Coding region: 1-1944 (647 amino acids)
Biological process (GO): carbohydrate metabolic process; ubiquitin-dependent protein catabolic process
Cellular component (GO): proteasome core complex, alpha-subunit complex; proteasome core complex
Molecular function (GO): hydrolase activity, hydrolyzing O-glycosyl compounds
Source: RefSeq, a predicted model, not a curated record